Messenger RNA from Trematosphaeria pertusa, 510 nucleotides. RefSeq lists its product as uncharacterized. The record is from RefSeq and is a predicted model, not a curated record. NCBI's taxonomy places the organism in Eukaryota, Fungi, Ascomycota, Dothideomycetes, Pleosporales, Trematosphaeriaceae. The annotation marks the transcript as partial. The transcript has a single exon.
CCGAAGGAGCCAUGGCACAACCGCCAUCUCAUUCCAAUCCCCACUUCACAGAUCCUGGGCCUGGAGAACUUCACCGUCCAUCCGGCCACCCCGCCAGUUCUCUUCACACCCAUAGAGCUCUCUCCGGGCACAGGCAACUACGCCUUCCGAGCGGCCUACUCCGGUGAUGAUCUCUCCCAGACUCCGUACAUUGCUGCUCUCACCUCGAACGCCGAGAACCAUGAUGUCUCCAUGAAAGUCAUCCCGCUGCCAGACCCGACGGACGAGUCCAUCCAAUUAAAUCCGAAUGCUUGCCCGGAGAACUACGAGUGCAAAGCCGAUGCGUGGACCGCCAAGCCUAACCAGAACGGCGAGUUGACGGCGCUUGGGAUCGAGGGCCUCGAGGGAGCCUGGGAGCCGAUAAAAGAUGCCGGUAAAGGGGGAUGGCACGUGUACUGGAAGCCAGAUGGGGGUGACAAGGUGUAUCACCCGAUCCAGAUCGACAUCGUCCCGUAUAAUGGCGGCCACUGA